Messenger RNA from Pelobates cultripes (western spadefoot toad), 7858 nucleotides. NCBI's taxonomy places the organism in Eukaryota, Metazoa, Chordata, Amphibia, Anura, Pelobatidae. The record is from the annotation of a GenBank genome assembly.
CCAGGAGAAUCUACUCUAAGGUGAGUGAUUUAUUUACCAAGUCCCCCUCCCUGAUUGAGCUAUCCAUACGUUCUGAAUCAAGGGGUUCUUUAUAUAACAUCUUAUUAAAAUCUUCCCAUGUUAUAGUGAUAGGAGUUUGCAGGCUUGGAGGGUCUGACAUGGUUCGUAUAGAGAACCCACAGAAUUAAUGUGGGUAACAGUUUAUGAAGAACGACUAGAGAAUAAGUGGCAAUGGCCUGUAGCAUGCAUACCUCCCAUGUGCAAUUAUACUCCCAGUAAUGUGUCUGAGUAUAUAACAGAGCUCCACAACAAUAAAACUCCCAGUAAUGUCUGAGUGUAUAACAGAGCCCCACAGCAAUAAUACUCCCAGUAAUGUGUCUGUGUAUAACAGAGCUCCACAACAAUAAUACUCCCAGUAAUGUGUCUGAGUGUAUAACAGAGCUCCACGGCAAUAAUACUCUCAGUAAUGUGUCUUUAAACUACAAUCAAUGUUUAAAAAUAAUUCUAUGUAAAUAAGAUACAUUGUUCUUGUCUUUAAAUUACAUUUUAGUUCUAUAAAUUAUUAAAUCCCCUAAAAGAUAUCAGAACAGCCCUGGCCACACUCUAUUUAAAGUGUUCCUCUACCCCUUUUGGAAUGUUGGGGGUAUGAGUAAGGCAAGGAGGCAGAGUUCUUCCUGAGGAGGCUAAUAGAUUGGAUGGGGAGGGUUGGGAUAGGCAUAUCUUAUAGUGAGGAGAGGAAGAUUGGCUUAUUAUAGCCAUUUAUAUAGCUCCAACCGAUUUGUAGCGCUUUACAAUAUUAUAAGAGGGGAUUUAGCUAUAAAUAGGACAAUUACAAGAAAACUUACAGGAACGAUAGGUUGAAGAGGACCCUGCUCAAACCAGCUUCCAGUCUAUAGGAGGUGGGGUGUAAAAUACAAUAGACCAGGGGAUAGUAAUCAAAUAAGGUGGGAGUGAUGCAGAGCUGGAGGACAGAGUAGAGUGCUGCCCUUUAGGAGAGAGCAAGAGACAGGUAUGUGAGGUAGAGGUUAGUUGGGAGGCCAUAAGCUUUCCUAAAGAGAUGGGUUUUAAGGCACUCCUUAAAUGAUUGAAGACUAUGGGAGAGUAUGAUGGGGGUAGGCAGGCUAUUCCAUAGGAAGGGAGCCGCGCGCGGGUUGGCCGUACGGGUGCGAGCAGCGGACAAGAGAAGGUCACGGGCAGAGCGGAGAGACCUAGAAGGGGCAUACCUAUGGAUCUGUGAGGAGAUUUAAGUGGGGAUAGAAUUGUUCAGUGCUUUAUAGGUAUGGGUUAGCACUUUGAAUUGACUCCUAUAGGAUACAGGGAGCCAAUGUAAGGACUAGCAGAGGGGUGAAAUGUGAGAGGAGCGACUAUAGAGGAAAAUCAGUCUGGCGGCAGCAUUCAUUACAGACUGUGUGUGUGUCUCAUAAGUGGCUAACCGAUCAAAUAGGGCUGGUGGAUUUAGGCCGCAAGGUGAGGGAAAAAAAUUUAACAAAUGUGUCCGCUAAGGGAGGCAGUGAGAUUGAGCCAUUAACCUACAGGGCACACAGCGGUCCAUCUAUACGACCCAUUGUAAAGCGGUACGGAAUUUGCUGUCACUAUAUAAAUAAGAAUAUACACUGUGAAAGGGCCGAGUGCUAGACAGCUAAACAAGCACAGAUUGCAGAGCAGUUGUGCCCACCGUAAUUAUAAACUGGGUGCAUUUCCGGUCUACGCUUUACCCUGGGGACCUGUGAGUGGGCAGCGCACUCUAUACAUAUACUGGGUGAGAGGGGGUAACAAUGGAUGUGUACUGUGAUGGUGCAAUCUUAGAAUCUUGGAGAAUCUGCUGCAUUUGAUCCCUGGGCCUCUUUAUUCCCAAACUAUAGAACUGAAUGAAAAGGGGGGGAAAAAAAUCUGUCUAGUGAAAGGAGAACAAAGGCUGCAAAGAAAAGGGGGGAAAGAGUUAAAUCUUUGCACAGUUCUCUCCCUCUCUCCGAUUCCCAAGGAAGGUAAAUAGGGAUUUGGGGAGAUUAAGGCGUCCCCUUUUUUGUAUCCCAUAAUGCCAUGCUCUUGGCAAAUUUUCAGUGUAUUCUUGGCUGUGCUCCCAGCUCCCUCUGACUGUCUCCAUUUUACAGCUUGCACAGUUCGGAGCUCUCUGACCGUGAGUACUCUGGUUCAGCGACCCCAGGGACUCUGUGUGCACCGUGUUUGAGCUGGUACGGGGUGAUAAUUCUGUCCAAAUGCUGGGUCCGGUUAGACUGGUGGCAUUACAUGGAGAAACAACCUAUUCUUUGUCUCUGACUCUUUCGCUCUCUGCAUAAAUCUUCUGUUGGUGAGGGACACGUCCCAAAAUCACAACUCCCCUCAUGUAUGACCACCGAGACCACUUACCCAAAUUCUGUUUAAUGCCCCCUUAGAAGAGGAGUGUUUAUAUUGGCAGUAAGAGAAAAUGUGAAAAGGAGCCAAGUAUCUUUUCACUUAGAACUUUUUUUGCGGGGGGGGGUAAAAAACUAUUUUCUUUAAACUCACUAACUUUCCUUCAUAGGGACACGCUGUCCUUUUUCUCAUGUACAAAGGUCAUAGCGGGCAAGGGAACCUGACAGAUUUGGCAAAGGUGCUGGGGGUGGAGUAAAGUUUUGUUAGAGGACCUGACAGUGCCGCUCUCUGGACGGUGGUGAGGCUUGCAAAAGAGAAAUUUAAGACCCUUAGCUGUUUCACAUUGGUCCCUAUCUGCAGUGCUGUGUUUGCACACCAGUGGCUAUUUUACCAAGCCCAUGAUCACUUGUGCCCACCCUAAAAACUACCAGUUCUAUAUAUGGAUGUACUUGUGGACUAAGCUUCUAAUUGAAUGCUGGAGAAUGAAAGUUAUGAAUUACAGGAAAAUAUAACUUUAUUAAAUGCAGAUUUGCUAAAUGUUCCCCUUGAGGGCUAGAAUAUUUUAUGAGAGAUGAACCUACCUCUGGUACCUGAAUGGCAAUCUAUGCUACUCCAGUUACCAGACACAUGUUUACCUCAUAUGACCGAAUUUAGCCCUGUGAGAUCUAUCUAUAUGUUUGCACGAGUUGACAUUUGUGCUAACUUUGAUAACAUUAGAAAAGAAUGGCGACUCAUUGGUGUAUUACAGCUGGAGGAAAAAUACUACCGUCUGCACGAACUCUAAAGGGUUAAAGCAGAAAAGAUCAGAUUUUUACUUGCGUUAUGAAAACUGAUCCAUCUCGUAUACAACCGCCAAGUAUUGUGACAGCCUGUAAUUCCCUCUAUCACUGUGUGUAAAGAAUGGAGUACCUGAUCUACCAAUCUCGGUUGGUGUGUUCAUAGAUGGGCAGCAGAUUCUUAACUGUUAAAACUCCCUAUUUGAGCGGUUAUGGUCUGGAAAGCACCGUAAAUAUCCCAACUGCUAAACCUUUAUUUUAGCCAAUUACUGACAGCAAAUGUUUGUUUCCAUUCAGAGCCAGCCUUGGUUUUAGACUGCAUUAGUAGGGGCACCAACAAUGAGGGUAGCGCUGUAUAAAGCGUAUGCACAAAUUAGUCCUGAUUAACCAUUUAUGCACCCUGUGUUUCCUUCUAGAUGAUGUCUCUUCGUGUCAUGCGUUCCUCUCUGUUGAGCAGGGUUAAGCUCCUGGGUAUCGCUGGUGUCCGAGCUGCUCACGGACACGAGGGGCAUGGUAAGCUACCCUCCUGACUCUAACAGGGGUACUCACUAAUGUGAAGGCCAGACUAGUCAAACUGGAUAAAAAGCCAGCCAUCAAACAGCCUAUGUAAACAUGUAAUGGCCCACCGCGUAAGGUGAAUGCUUUGUUAAAUGAUGUACAGAAGCUCAUAUCAAAAUACUGCAGGUACCCACUACCCCCAUCAAGAAAAUCAUUAAACAUUUUAGCAAUGCCCCCCUUUUUCAUAUGGCAAACUUCCAUCCCAAAAAGUUAUUUAAUAUAUAUAUUCUACAUCUACACAAAACCAAACCUUGCAACUAUUCUACUGUCCAGGGUUAGAGCUAUAAGAUAUGCGCAAGCAGCCAAAUGAUCUUAAUGGACUCAAACAAUUCUUCAAUCUUAAGAUAUGGGCAAAUUAUCUGAGAGUCCCCCGUAUUACUAAAAGUAAUGUCCUUUUAAACUGGAUGGGAUAAUACAGGGCUUGACAAAUUUGCUUAAAAUCUAGGAGCCAGCUAGAAACGUUAGGAGCCAGAGACAUCAACGCCAAAAAUACAAAGAGACCCUCUAGUCACCAGAACCACUACAGCUUAAUGUAGCUGUUCUGAAGGCUACAUCCUGUCCCUGAACGCUUUUCAAUGUAAACACUGACUUUUCAGACAAAAGGCAGUUUCCAUUGCUGCCGGUAAAACCUCAUUGUGGUCUUCACAAUGUGGAGCACCUACGUUAAUAUUCCCUAUAGAGAUGCAUUGAUUCAAUGCACCUCUAUGAGAAGUUAAAUUGGCACAGUGGCAUUUUGCUGUGCAUGCGCAAUAGUCUUCAAAUGCUUUCCUAUAUGAAGAUUGAUAAUCUCAGCCAUGGAGGUAGGGCCAGCCGAAGCGUCCUCAGCACGGCGUGGGGAAAAAGGUAAGUAAAAACCUCAUGUGACUGGAGGGAAGACACACCCACAAGUAAUUAAUUAUAUAUAUGCCGAUUAUAUUUUUUUUUUUUUUUUAAUCCACCCAGCCUCCUUACUGCUGGAGGGGAUAGGCUUGCCUUUGGGUCCAGUGGGGCUGCUGUCAUCUCCCUACUCUGCUCCCUCUCGCGCACUGUUAAGUGAGCCGCGGGCCGGAGUGACGACCUAACCCGGCAUCACUGCAAGCCGCGCGGGGGAGCAGAGCAGGGAGAUUACAGCUCCCUCAGCUCUCCAUGGGCUGGCCGCCCCCCUCCCUCAGCAAUAAAUGAGCCGGCCGCCCACCUCCUUCUGUCAGCUCUCCAUGAGCCGGUCGCCCCCCCUCCCUCCCUCAGCAAUACAUGAGCCGCCUUACCUCUCAAUGAGCAGGCCGACCACCUCAGUCAGCAGCCUGCCUCAUCCUUUCUCUGCUCUCAGGCAGCCAGUCACCUCAGGGGCUGAACAGGCUCACAAAUCUCAGGCGCCAAGACAAAUUUCCUGGUUGCCAUGGCGACCUGGCACCUAGGAUUUGUCGAGCCCUGGGGUAAUACUCUUCAUGGUUCAUUUUUACAGUAUUAUAUAUAUUUUUUUAUUUUUUUUUUAAAGUAACACGAUAGUCACCUAAAUUACUUUAGCUAAAUAAAGCAGUUUUAGUGUAUAGAUCAUUCCCCUGCAGUCUCACUGCUCAAUUCACUGUCAUUUAGGAGUUAAAUCACUUUGUUUCUGUUUAUGCAGCCCUAGCCACACCUCCCCUGGCUAUGAUUGACAGAGCCUGCAUGAAAAAAAAAACUGGUUUCACUUUCAGACAGAUGUAAUUUACCUUAAAUAAUUGUAUCUCAAUCUCUAAAUUGAACUUUAAUCACAUACAGGAGGCUCUUGCAGGGUCUAGCAAGCUAUUAGCAUAGCAGGGGAUAAGAAAAUCUUAAUAAAACAGAACUUGCAAUAAAGAAAGCCUAAAUAGGGCUCUCUUUACAGGAAGUGUUUAUGGAAGGCUGUGCAAGUCACAUGCAGGGAGGUGUGACUAGGGUUCUUAAACAAAGGGAUUUAACUCCUAAAUGGCAGAGGAUUGAGCAGUGAGGCUGCAGGGGCAUGUUCCAUACACCAAAACUGCUUCAUUAAGCUAAAGUUGUUCAGGUGACUAUAGUGUCCCUUUAAGCUUCAGGGUAAUAUUUUUACAUGGCUUGGAGGAUAUUGAAAUAUGAUUCGUCCUCCCUCUUAUUCCAAUCUACAGCACGCAGUACUCCUAUAUUGAACCUCAGCCACUCUAGCAUGUUUUAUCCUAGCAGCCUCAGAAAGGGUUUUUUAUUUUUUUAUUUUUUUCCCUCUCUUCUGAAGAACAAAGUGUUGUUGGGGAUUUUAAAGGGGAACUAUCACUUCUAUGGAAAUUAUGCCAUUGGCUAUAACCUUGAAAAGCACCUAUAACUUUAUUUUAUUUUCCUUCUAAAUGUAGAAUUCCCAAUGCAGUUCAGUCCUGGCAAAACCAGGGCACACAAGUAUUACAUGAGGGAGAUGGGAGCACUUUGUUGGGUAAAGGCUAAAUACAGCAACGUGGAUUUAUACACUUUCAUUUUUCACGCCUCACACACACCUCUUGUAAAAGAAAUACUCUAAGUACCAUAACCACUACAGUGUGCUGUAGUGGUUAUUGUGCCAGUUUCCUCCAGCACAGCCUGAAGUUAAAUUGUUUGAUGCCUGUCACAUAGCUGCUCUGCUUCUGGACAGAGCUGGUAGGGUAAAGCUAAAACUCGUACUCCCGCAUUAUCAUGCCAAGUCUUAGAAAGUUACAAUAUUUCUCAUUGGAUGAGUCAGCUGAUUUUGAGCAUUUAUUUAUUUUAUUUUUUUUCAAUGGCAGAGAAACAAGGGGACUUGUGGCACCAUAACCACUGCAGAGCACAUUCCUUUUAAUAUAGGGUAUAAAUCAACCUAAUGAAAAUCCUGGGAGGUGAGUUUCCCUUUAACUGAGCAGUACCAAUUUUUAUAACUCUGUAAUGGUCUGGAUCAGGGAUGGGCAACCUUUGGCACCCCCAUGAUGCUGGCAAGCAUCAUGGAAGGUGUAGUUCAAAACAUCUGGAGUGCCAAAGGUUGCCUAUGCCUGGUCUAGAUGGUGCAAAUAUCCCCAAUCUGAAGAAAUUCUCAAUUGAACAGUUGCUCAGGAGGUCCACUUUGGACACCACAUCUCAAGGUACCUGAUGGUCUCUUUAAAUCUCUGAUAAGCUUGUUGCUAAAAUUCUAACUUAUCUGCUUUCUUGUUUGUCAGUGUCUCACCACCCAGAUGGCUCCGAGCCCCUUUACUAUGAUCACCGGGCGUUCCCUUUGCCAGACAUACCCUUUCGUAAGGAACUGAGCUCCCAUCAGACAGCGCUAAAGGAAAAAGAGAGAGGAGCCUGGAAGCAACUGAGCCAAGAAGAUAAAAUUGCACGUAAUUAACACAACUCCUGUUACUGUAGCAUUUACCUCUUUAUUUUAACUGACCUUAUCUCGAAAAUCUCUCUCCUUACACGCUCAUGGACUUUCUGUCUGACAGUUUACCGCAUCAAGUUUGACCAAAGCUACGCAGAGAUGAACAAACCUUCCAACGAGUGGAAGACUGUGUUUGGGGGAAUUUUUAUUUUGUUUGGUAUAACCGGAUUUGUCGUGUGGUGGCAGAGUGUGUACGGUGAGUGUGGUUACCGGGAGGUAUUGUGGCUAACUAUUUUUAGUCUAUAAAAAAAUAAAUGUGAAUUCUUACUGUCUCUUCUGCAGUGUACCCUGCAAAGCCACACACCUUGGACGACGAAUGGAAGGCAAUGCAGAUGCAAAGGAUGCUGGACAUGCAUAUUGGGCCAAUCCAAGGCUUCUCCUCAAAGUGGGACUACGAGAAGAAUGAGUGGAAAAAAUAGGCUGGGUUUCCUAUUCAGAGGAGGGAAAUUGGGGGAGGGGGAAGCCAGUCGGGUAGAGGGAGGUUUGUUGGGUAAACUAAUAUCAUUGAAGUGGCGUUCUAUCUCCCAAAGGGAAAAAAAAAAAAAAAAGUUAAGGUACUAAGACCUUGUGCUACAUCCAUGUGAUCCCCUGCUAAGGAUUAUGGGAGUAGCAGUAGCUAUAGAACCAUGGGCCUUGCUACUCCUUCACACACUCACACUGAUACAAUUAUCAAGAUCACUGUACAUCCACUAAAACGCACUGCGCAUGUUUGCCUGUUCCCAUCAGCCAUAUAUACAUUCUCUCUAGCCACCAGUAUACUGGCUUCUACAAUGUCACCCUUCGUGAACCCGUCCAUGCCAUGGUUUGUGUAUAAAGUGGUUUAAUAAACUGGAGUUUAAGACUA